This is a messenger RNA of Spirometra erinaceieuropaei, 518 nucleotides long. Lineage: Eukaryota; Metazoa; Platyhelminthes; Cestoda; Diphyllobothriidea; Diphyllobothriidae. The record is from the annotation of a GenBank genome assembly.
AUGACUAACCUGCUGAAAUGUCUGUGGAUCUUUGAAGAAGUUCAUCAUUACCGCGGUCGCAUAAUUUUGUUAGUUUUUCGUGAAGCACCUGCAUAAAGUCUGGAUUAGACUCUCUCCUAAGGCGGUUUCUGUUUAACUCUUAGGACUGUGUGUUACCUACAAGUCUUAGCACGAAGUCGGCAGUGUUGAAUUUUUUCGGGUUGUGGUGGUGUUGGGGGGUACAGUGAAGUGAUGACGAUGAUGACGACGUGCAUUAUAAUGACGGUGAUGAUGGUGAUGAUGAUGACGACGACGACGACGAUGAUGCUGAUGAAGAAGAAGAAGAAGAAGAAGAAGAUGAUGAUGAUGAUGAUGAUGAUGAUGAUGAUGAUGAUGAUGAUGAUGAUGAUGAUGAUGAUGAUGAUGAUGAUGAUGAUGAUGAUGAUGAUGAUGAUGAUGAUGAUGAUGAUGAUGAUGAUGAUGAUGAUGAUGAUGAUGAUGAUGAUGAUGAUGGGAAGGAGAGGAGAAGAAGAAGAUGA